Megalobrama amblycephala (Wuchang bream) is the source of this 1896-nucleotide messenger RNA. RefSeq names its product beta-2 adrenergic receptor. The record is from RefSeq and is a predicted model, not a curated record. Bases 639 to 1700 code for a protein of 353 amino acids. Lineage: Eukaryota; Metazoa; Chordata; Actinopteri; Cypriniformes; Xenocyprididae. Gene Ontology annotation, biological process: G protein-coupled receptor signaling pathway. Gene Ontology annotation, molecular function: G protein-coupled receptor activity. The transcript has 2 exons. Gene Ontology annotation, cellular component: membrane.
AUAAAACGUUUUUGUUUUAUCGGGUAUUUUUAGAUUUAACUUUGUUUAUUGCAUUUAGUUGCAAUUAAAUGAUUUUCUUGCACACCCCUUCAAAAACAAUUUCUUUUUUGCUAAUGGCGUGGUGCUCUAAUAACUGAGCGCUAGUUGAUUACCCAUGAUGAUUGAUCAUUUUAUAGCUUCCCUAAUGCUUAUGCCUACAUAGUAAUUGUGGGAAAAGUAAACAAUAGCCAUUGGGGAAUCCAGUGACUGCAACAGUGCGCGUCAGACUGGUAUUACUGCACGCGCUCAACGCUGUUCGUGCACAAGCGGAAUGUAAAGAGCAGUCAGAGAAAGGGGAUUGCAGAGGACAUUUCCCCAUUUCUCUAAAUGCAAAACUAAGGCUAAGUUGUGGGGGGUUGCUUAUAAAUUGUGAAAAGAUUUUCCAAAAAAGUCUUCAUAGAAUAUUCGGGACUCCAAUAGAAUAUUUUCUCAAAUGUGCUGAAAGACGACGAGAAGUUGAAGAUUUGGAUUUUCCUUUGAAGGUGUGUAUUUCUCAAUUUGGACAGAGCACCAUGCGUAGGUUGCCGUGCCUUGCCUCCGAGCCAAGAGGAGAAAUCCCACUGUGCUACUGACAGGAAUUUACGCGCAGCUGAACAAGGAUGCCAGAGGAGCUUGCAAACUGCAGUGUGUGUUGCUGUACCACGACCAAUAAGAUACUCAUGGUGGUCUUCAUGAUAUUACUGAUACUUGCCAUACUCUUUGGAAACCUCUUGACAUUAGCAGUGGUCUUUGGAACUAAACAUUUCCACACUCCACAGGGUUAUUUAAAAGCCUCACUGGCCGUGGCAGACCUGGCUGUGGGAAUUUUUGUGGUACCCGUUUCAGUUUAUGCUGAAAUAUCCCUCAUGAUCUACAGUUCAAUGCCGGAGUGGACAGCGCGCAAUUCCCAAUCCACACCUUUCCACCCGUGCAGUUUCAUCGGACCCGUGUUUGCAGGAUGCACUUUAGUGUCCAUUACAACCAUUUUCCUCCUGACCAUUGAAAGGAGCAUAGCCGUUUUGAAGCCACUGCACAAGGAAUCUGUCAUAACUAAAAAAAGAACAAGCAUACUAAUAGUCUUUUCCUGGAUGGGCAGUUUUUUCCUGGCAGUAUCUCCAAUGGUUUUCAGCAAUGAAAUCGCCCUGGAGUACAAUCCUUGCAGCCGCAUGUGCAAUUACGCGCUGGGAAGCGCAGACUUCCCAUCCCAGGCUUGGAACAUUCUCUUACUCUUCCCUGCCUUUGACUUCACGCUGCUCGGAGGUACUGUUGUCAUCAAUAUCAUAUCGCUCACCACAAUCCGCCAGCAUUCAAAAAGAAGAAAACAUCUCGCAGAGACAGAGAGGCAAAGCGCAACGAAACCAACCUUCUCCGACAUCAAGGCUGCCAAGACGAUAGGCACUCUGACGUUGGCUUUCACUGCUUCUUUCACUCCCAUCGCCGUGUUUGUAGUUGGAAAUGUGUUGGGAAACGAAUGGUGCACUUUUUCGUUUUUUGCCUUUUGGAUUUUAACCACGAACAGCUGCUGGAAUGUUAUUAUAUAUGGUGUGAGAGACCAGAAAUUCAGAAGUCGUGUGUAUCAGCUGCUCAUAUCCGCUCAUUUGAACACUGCGCCCAAAAAAACUGAGUAUGAAAACACUGUAAAUGAGGGGAAACUCAAUGAGGAAAUAGUCAAGCAAACCUAAUUACUGAUCAGUAGUGCUACUGUAUUUAUAACAGUCCCCUUAAGCUAGUAUCUGGGCAUUACAUGGAGCAAGCUGGUUAUUAGCUGGCGUACCAGCUACAAUGUUCCAUAUACUAGCUUAUAAAAAAUAGCUGGUUUGUUACAACUUCAAGGUCCACCUUAGAACAGCCGUAACCAUACUAAACACAGCCGCCACA